This is a messenger RNA of Triticum aestivum (bread wheat), 2157 nucleotides long. RefSeq names its product putative clathrin assembly protein At2g01600. Bases 205 to 1884 code for a protein of 559 amino acids. Gene Ontology annotation, cellular component: clathrin-coated vesicle; clathrin-coated pit. Gene Ontology annotation, molecular function: clathrin heavy chain binding; 1-phosphatidylinositol binding; SNARE binding. The transcript is spliced from 15 exons. NCBI's taxonomy places the organism in Eukaryota, Viridiplantae, Streptophyta, Magnoliopsida, Poales, Poaceae. Gene Ontology annotation, biological process: vesicle budding from membrane; clathrin-dependent endocytosis; clathrin coat assembly. The record is from RefSeq and is a predicted model, not a curated record.
GCCAUCUGCUUCACUGGUAGGCGGCAGCUCCGACGAAAAAGAAAGGAAACCAACAUCUAUUUCGGCUGCUCCGUGCGUCGUUGAUUGGAUGCACCAACACACGGGGAGGAACGCCCAGCCCGUCCAAACUCAAACCAGACCACCAAACAAGGCAAAAAUAAAAAACGAGGCGAGGCGGCAGCCGACGACGAGCAGCAGCGGGAAAUGUCGGCGCUGCAGAGCUGGCGCAAGGCGUACGGCGCGCUCAAGGACACCACCACCGUCAGCCUCGCCAGCCUCAACUCCGACUUCAAGGAUCUGGAUGUGGCGAUCGUGAAGGCCACGAACCAUGUGGAGUGCCCGCCCAAGGAUCGCCACCUGCGCAAGAUUGUGGCGGCUUCGUCCAUGGCCAGGCCCCAAGCGGACGUCGCCUACUGCAUCCACGCGCUUGCCCGCCGCCUCGCCAAGACCCGGAGUUGGAUCGUUGCACUGAAGACACUUGUGGUGAUCCAUCGACUCCUCCGGGAUGGUGAACCUACAUUCCGCGAAGAACUUCUUAAUUUUACACAAAGGGUCCAGAUUUUGCAGUUAUCUAACUUCAAGGAUAACUCCAGUCCUAUUGCUUGGGACUAUUCUUCAUGGGUUCGAACAUAUGGUUUAUUUUUGGAGGAAAGACUGCAAUGCUUCAGGAUCUUGAAGUAUGAUAUUGAAGCUGAGCGUUUGCCCAAGCAAGGUCAAGGGACUGAAAAGGCACACAGUCAAACCAGAGAAUUAGAUUCUCAGGCCUUGCUGGAGCAGAUGCCGGCACUUCAGCAGUUACUAUAUCGACUUAUUGGAUGCCGGCCAGAAGGAGCUGCUAAUACCAAUUAUUUGGUGCAAUAUGCUCUAGCCCUUGUCCUUAAAGAAAGCUUCAAAAUUUAUUGCGCAAUAAACGAUGGAAUUAUCAACCUUGUUGAUAAGUUUUUUGAGAUGCCAAGGCAUGAUGCACUUAAAGCCCUUGAAAUAUACAGGAGGGCUGGCCAACAGGCUGGAAACCUAUCUGAUUUCUACGAAAAUUGCCGCGGAUUAGAACUCGCAAGAAAUUUCCAGUUUCCCACUUUGAGGGAGCCACCACAGACAUUCCUUUCAACCAUGGAAGAGUACGUGAAGGAGGCUCCACGUAUGGUUCCAAUUAAAGACCCCUUGGAGUUUCCUGAGAGGCUUCUUCUUACAUACAAACCAGAAGAAUCAGAAGAAGUUCCUGAGCCUGUCCCUGUUCAGGAGGAAGUUCCGCAAAUGGAAGAACCUGCUCCAGUACCAUCUUUAACUGAAGUAGCUUCAUCUCCUCCCAACACCAGAGUUGCAGAUACUGGUGAUUUACUGGGAUUAAGUGAUCCAAACCCCAGUGUAUCGGCAAUAGAGGAAAGCAAUGCUUUGGCCUUGGCUAUUACUCCGACAGGUGUUAAUACUUCAACAACUAGCACAGCCUCAGUGCAAGAUAUAGGAUUUGACCCAACGGGAUGGGAACUUGCUCUUGUCACUACCUCGAGUAGCAACACCAAUUCACUGGCUGUUGAUAGUACUUUGGGCGGUGGAUUCGACAAGCUCACGUUGGACAGCUUGUACGACGAUGGAACCUACAGGCAGAUGCAGCAACAGUUGCCAUACGGUUCAGUACCUCACAAUCCCUUCAUGGCGAGCGACCCUUUCACGGUGUCUAAUCAAGUAGCUUCUCCGCCAUCGGUUCAAAUGGCCGCCAUGGGACAGCAGCCCCAGCAGAUGCAACCAAAUCCCUUCGGACCACCGUCGCACCCACAGCCUGUGCCAAACCCAUUCCUCGAUGCCGGCUUCGGCCCUUUCCCGGCAGCAAAUGGAAAUGGAAUGCACGCACAAGCCAACCCGUUUGGAACCGCCCAACUUCUAUAGCUUCACACCAUACAGUCACAGUUACAUACACGUUGCGCAAUGCCAACCCAAAUUCCAGAGUUACAUACUGCGUGUUGAGAAGUUCAAUCUCCUUGCGUCACGAAUGUCAAUGCCAGCUUUGUCCUGCCAUCUCUCGGGCGUUGGCUGCUUGAUCAAUUCUUGUAUAGCCCGUGCUUAUUAAAUUUUGGUGUAUAUUUUUUCACCGCUUUGACGGUUAUGGAAGACCCUCCUUGCGAAGAAUUUCGUUAUUGCUGAUGCAGCAUCACAUGCCAA